Brassica oleracea var. oleracea is the source of this 2466-nucleotide messenger RNA. RefSeq names its product transcription factor SAC51. Bases 909 to 1826 code for a protein of 305 amino acids. Gene Ontology annotation, molecular function: protein dimerization activity. Lineage: Eukaryota; Viridiplantae; Streptophyta; Magnoliopsida; Brassicales; Brassicaceae. The record is from RefSeq and is a predicted model, not a curated record. The transcript is spliced from 4 exons.
GUAUCGUGGAAAAAGGUUUUAUACGGUGAUUCACAUUAUAGUUGCUCGUUGGUCACUUUCAUCUCUCUUAUCCCUUUGCUUCCCCCAUUGAUUCAUCUCUCCUCGUUUUCUCUCUGGAUCUGAGCGAUACACCAUCCCUCUCUGUUUCAUCUCUCUAAGAUAACUAAACUAUCAAAAAAAAAAAAAAAAGUAGAUUUGAUAAUACAAAGCAGUGGAUGAUAAAGAGGAGAAACUAGUGUAUAAGAGAAACAGCAUGUGUUGGUUCACUAGUUGUGUUGACGUAUACCGCAAAGUUGUGCGCUUGAAUCUCUAUUGCCGUGUCAUUCUGUAAAGAUCUCUUCUUCUUCCUUCUUUUAACCAACCCUCCCCUCCCCACUACUCUUAAAAACCUUCUUCUUUUCUUCACCCAUCUUACUCUUCUUUUCAAUAUGGGAUCCCAACAUUUCUACGUGUACCAUUGUGAACAAAGAAUCAGCUAGACACAACAAAAAAGCUCGAUCCUUCUUUCUUCUUUUCGGUUGGUCUCUCUCUCUCGCUCUCUCUCUGCAAUUCAAUCAAGGUUUUCCUCAAAGUUAUGGUGUGUCAGUCCCCUGGUAAGACAAGAUUUCGAGCAUUGAAAUACGAGACAGGAGACGCUAACAGACCAGCUAUUGUAGUGAGAGUUAUUGCAUGCUUCCAACCCAUGGAUAAUUGCCAGGCUGAAUACUUCAGACUUCUACUCAAACCAGUCACGUAGUUGGUUUUGUCAUUUUCCGCUGUGUUGUUUUUCGUUCGUUUUGCCUCUUCUUUCUUUCUUUCUUUCCCUCACUACUUAUUCAAGAGGGUAACCAGAAGUAUUGCAUUCACCUGAUUGAGCUACUUAACAAUCGUGUUUGUACUCUUUAAAGUUACCUAACUGCAGCAAGAGCAUGCCUCUUGAUACCAGGCAACGUGAUUUGCCUCCUCAACCUUGCUUUGAGGAUAUAGCUGCUCCGUCUCUCCCUGAGCUUGGGAAACUAUAUGCAGCUGAGCUUCGUGCUCCCUAUUUGCAGCCGCCGCCGCCACUCCAGUCUCUUCUGUGGAGUCAUGAUAAACGGUUCUCUCUGUCUGACAUGAGGUCUUGGUGUGCUGCUGCUGCUGCUACUACUCCACAUGGAGCAUUAGAGUCUUCUCAGAAAGGACUUAUGAUAUUCGAUCAGUCAGGAAACCAGACUCGUCUACUACGAUGUUCAUUUCCCCUACGGUUUCCAUCUCUUGCGGCUGCAGAGCCAGUGAAACUCAAUCUCUCUGAGUUACAGCACGGUCUGGAGAAAGGUUUCAGGGAAGAUCAUGUUACUUUGAAGGAGUUUGACGAGAAGAACUGUGUAAAUGGAAAAGUGUCGGAGAUGCAUGAAGACACUGAGGAGAUCAAUGCAUUGCUCUAUUCAGAUGAUGAUUAUAACGAUGAUUGCGAGAGUGAUGAUGAUGAUGAAGUAAUGAGCACUGGUCACUCUCCUUAUCAAGUUUGCAACAAAAGGGCAUUGGAAGAUAUAGAUAGUCCUUGUAAAAGGCAGAAACUACUGGAUAAGGUAGAAAACAUCAGUGUCUCAUCAUCAUCAUCACUUGUGGGCAGUAAAAGCUCAACAAAGCUCCCUGAAUCAAACAUCUCGACCAAAGAAGACACUGGUUCUGGUCUGAGCAACGAGCAGUCGAGAAAAGACGAGAUCCGCACAGCUCUGAAAAUACUCGAGAGCAUAGUUCCUGGUGCAAAAGGAAACGAAGCUCUCUUACUUCUAGACGAAGCUAUUGAUUACCUAAAGCUGCUGAAACGUGACUUAAUCUCCACAGAGAUUAAGAACCAUUGCUAGACCCUAAAACCUCUCCACCACUCACCACAUUUUUAUCUGUAAAAAAAGAAGACAAGAUGGGGAACAAGAAAUCUACAGACAAAUCAGGCUUGAAGAUUCUCACGUGUGGAGUGGGUUUAGGGUACGUAUCCUCUGCACCAGCUUUUUUAGCUGUAUCUAGUGGACUACUUUAGGUUAUAUAUAUGCUUCUGCAAUUUUCAAAAAUGUUGAAAGAAGAAAAAGAAGGGCCAAAGUCAUCAUGGACACUGAUCGACAAUGAUUAUCUUUUGUGGCUUAGUGUGGAUGGUGAAAUCAAAAGUUGCAAUAUUCAAAGUCUCAUCUCAAACUCGCGUGGUCUAUAAAUCUCCCCUAAGGUAAUAAUGAUAAAAAGAUCUCUGACCCACACUCUCUUUUGUCUAUGUGAUGACUUAAAGUGGGUCCAUUGGUUUUGUUGAAUUGAUCUCAUGUUCAUGUAAUAAAUUUUAGUGUCUGUAAUAAUGCAAACCCUUCCUUUGUCUUGUUGCUUCUCCACUUGCUACUCGGUUUUGUCUUUGAGUCUCUGUUCAUUGUUCAUGUUCUCUCAGUGUCUAUGUAUUGUAUCAAAGAUGAUUGUAUUUUGUCGUUUCGGUUUUGUAAUAUACCGAUGAUAUAAAACUUGGUC